This is a messenger RNA of Penicillium soppii, 1248 nucleotides long. Its product is annotated as putative PP-loop ATPase superfamily protein. Gene Ontology annotation, molecular function: tRNA binding. Gene Ontology annotation, biological process: tRNA wobble position uridine thiolation. Lineage: Eukaryota; Fungi; Ascomycota; Eurotiomycetes; Eurotiales; Aspergillaceae. Gene Ontology annotation, cellular component: cytosolic tRNA wobble base thiouridylase complex; mitochondrion. Bases 1 to 1248 code for a protein of 415 amino acids. The record is from RefSeq and is a predicted model, not a curated record. The transcript has a single exon.
AUGGCGCCGACAUUGUGUUUCAACUGCAAAGAGGCGCGGGCCGUCAUCAUCCGACCCAAGAACAGACAUAAGCUCUGCCGUGCCUGCUUCAUCCAGAUCUUCGAAACCGAAGUCCACGAGACUAUCAUCGGCACAAACCUCUUCUUCCGCGGGGAGCGAAUCGCUAUCGGAGCGAGUGGCGGAAAAGACAGUACAGUACUGGCAGCAGUACUGAAGACUCUCAAUGAACGAUACGAUUAUGGAUUGGACCUGUGCUUGUUGUCCAUCGACGAGGGCAUCCGUGGCUAUCGCGACGACAGUCUAGAGACUGUGAAGCGCAACGCAGUACAAUAUGACAUGCCCCUCGAGAUCGUGGGAUACGGCGAGCUAUACGGUUGGACCAUGGAUCAGGUGGUGGAACAAGUUGGCAAGAAGGGAAACUGCACAUACUGCGGCGUGUUCCGGCGGCAGGCUCUCGACCGAGGCGCCGCCCGCUUGAAAAUCAACCACGUGGUGACGGGCCACAACGCAGAUGAUGUUGCGGAGACAGUUAUGAUGAACCUGCUUCGCGGUGAUCUGCCCCGUCUGUCGCGCGGUACUAGUAUCGUCACGGACUCCGGCGCUUCGGAUAUCAAGCGCAGCAAGCCUCUCAAGUACGCCUACGAGAAAGAGAUUGUUCUCUACGCCCAUCACAGACAGCUCGAUUACUUCAGUACCGAGUGUAUCUACUCGCCUGAGGCAUUCCGUGGCAGCGCUCGUACUCUGAUCAAAGAUCUUGAGAAGAUCCGACCAAGUUCGAUUCUCGAUAUCGUCAAGAGUGGUGAAGAUAUGGCUGCGCUUGUACCAGUGGAGGUCCGUGGUACCACCAAAUCCAAGCAGUCUGGCGCGGCAGAAGAGGAGUCGAGCGGUGGCUGUGGUAGCCAAAAUGGCCGCACCAGCGGCGGAGAGAUGGCCUCAAUGGAAAAGCAGCUUGCGGACAACGAUGCGGCUGAAUCACACGAAACUGAGAUCAAGCUUCCGGCUGCUCCACCAGCCAAAAACCGAGGCCAAACUCGUGGCCUGGCUUCGAGACCAAUCAAGGCUCAAACCAUCAAACACUGUGAGCGUUGUAACUACAUCUCCAGCCAGCGUGUCUGCAAGGCAUGUCUGCUACUGGAUGGUCUCAACCGGAACAGGCCCAAGACUUCAAUCGAGGUCGGAAUGGAGGACGAGGAAGGCAGUUCGACUUUGAUGCGCCAGAUGGAGCGUGCUCAUCUCAGUGCUACCUGA